AUGGAGAGCCACAACUACAGACAAUGUUGCCGCAGUUGUCUUCUUUUCAUCUUACUAUUCAACCUUCUAAAAAAUGGCUGUCAUAUUACGGAAGCCUUGUCGACGGCGAGGCCGCUGAACAACUCGGUCACGGCGGUGUUGGUGUUCGGAGACUCGACGGUGGACGCCGGGAAUAAUAACUUCGUGAAGACGGCUUUCAAGGGAAAUUUCCUCCCUUACGGCCAGGAUUUCGUCGGCGGGGAGCCCACCGGCCGGUUCAGCAACGGCCGCCUGACCACCGACUUCAUAGCUUCGUACGUGGGAGUGAAGGAAAACGUGCCGCCGUAUCUGGACCCGAGCCUCACCGUCGACGACCUCAAGACCGGCGUCAGUUUCGCGUCGGCCGGCACUGGUUACGAUCCCAUGACCCCUCAAAUAAGUAACGUGAUACCAAUAGAGCAGCAGCUGGAUUACUUGAGAGAGUAUAAGAAAAAGCUGGAAGCUGUGAUGGGGAAGCGGAGGACGGAAGAACACAUAAGGAAAUCACUGGUGGUGGUGAGUGCGGGAACCAAUGACUUCGUCAUCAGUUACUUUACUCUGCCGUUUCGUAAAAAAACCUUUACCGUCUACGAGUACGAGAAGUUCAUCCUGCAAAAGUCCAUGGACUUCGUCCAGGGUUUAAUAGAGGAAGGAGCAAGAAGAGUGCUACUAAGUGCGCUAGCUCCAAUGGGAUGUUUGCCGGUGAUGAUAACCCUUUACUCCAAGCAUCCUCUCUUUGAUCGCCGGUGCCUUGACCAAUACACCCAGGUGGCCGUCGAUUUCAACCUCAUGCUUCAGAACGAGUUGGACCGCAUCAAACCUCACCUCGCGAGUCGAGGAGUCAAGAUCUAUGUAUCCGACGUCUACCAUGCCGUCAACGACAUGAUCCAACGCCCACAAACCAAUGGUUUCGAAGAGGUGAAUUCCGGGUGCUGUGGGACUGGGUUCUUGGAAGCCGGAUUCUUGUGCAACCCGCAUUCGCUCGUCUGCCCCGACGCUUCCAAAUACAUAUUUUGGGAUUCCAUUCAUCCCACAGAGAAGACAUACCACAACGUUUUUAAAGCAGCUCGUCCCGCCAUUGAUCUUCUUAUCAAGGACUAA
Molecule: messenger RNA, 1119 nt
Organism: Linum trigynum
Lineage: Eukaryota; Viridiplantae; Streptophyta; Magnoliopsida; Malpighiales; Linaceae
Source: the annotation of a GenBank genome assembly